CACGGUGGCACAAUUGAUUAAUCACCUUGGAUCCGGUGCCACUGGGCGCAAGGCAUACAAAUGAAGUCUUGCCAGUCCAGUGGGCACUCAGUACGUACUCAGUGUUGGACCUCCGUGAGGCACCUUGUGGCCGGCUUACUAUAUCUAUCAUCGACUAACUGGACGCUGCAGGCGCCCAACUCGCAAGGACACUUAGCACGCAACCUUCUUUUCCUGAACACGCACAUCAAUCAAUUUGCAAGUCAUGUCUACUCGAGGAGACCUCGAACGAGCAGACCCCGGGCCCAGUUUCGAUGGUCAACGUGAUGAACAAGUCCGCGGAAAAACUCAAAAGGAUGCACAAACAACUACAGGAGAUGAUUCGGCGCUUGUGGCAGCAUGGAUGCAACGACUCCAGACACUUACUGUUAUAACGACAUUUCUUGCUUCUAUCGACGGAGAGCUCUUCACCCUUACCUCCACACCGUCGCAGGUGACGCUUAAUGCAAGCAAGGGAUCUGUGGAACUCGUGUAUGCAUGUUUUACUGGUGCCCUCGUUUUCCAUGUCUGUUCUUGUGAGUACCGAGAUGGUCGGGGAAGCGUGAGGCACUUACAGCUUGCGUUAGCAAUUCUGGGAUACGCGGCAUCUUUUGCUCUCAUUCGAUACCAGAUCGUUGAUGCAGAAACCCCUCCCGUGGCAACCGACGAGCUGGGAAAACGUUCUAGUACUUGCCAGGAAAACAUUCAUGGAAAGCAGCUCUUACUUAGAGCCACCCCUCCUUUGUAUGCUGUACAGUCCCUUCUUCAGUUACCCUCGGGGUUCCGGCUUCAAUCCAGGACGUCCUCUCCCCCACUCGAUCUCCUGACUCGGUGCUAUUUUACGAUCUUGGCGCUAAGUGGUGCCGGCUUUCUCUUGGCACUUCUUGGUAUCGCUACUUACGCAUGGUUUGGACUGCAGCGGGUUGUUGGGAUAUUCACAAUAGCCUGUCUAGGUGCUAGUUUGUUGUCAUGUUUGUGGGCGGUGGUGUACUGAAC
Suillus subaureus is the source of this 1014-nucleotide messenger RNA. RefSeq lists its product as uncharacterized. The transcript has 3 exons. The record is from RefSeq and is a predicted model, not a curated record. NCBI's taxonomy places the organism in Eukaryota, Fungi, Basidiomycota, Agaricomycetes, Boletales, Suillaceae. Bases 245 to 1012 code for a protein of 255 amino acids.